GCCAAACUCUCGUUUGGUUGGCCGCUGGAGUAUCAGGUCAGGACUGAAGUGUGUCUUUUCCUUGUCUUUGCUCUUUUUUGAGCAGAGAAAAGUCGAACAGAAACACCGUUUAAUUGACCACAAGAAAUCAAAGAAGAAAAGCUGCUGUAACUUAAAGCUAUGGGGGGUUUGAUUUCACGAUGGAAGGCAAAACCAACCACUGUUGAGCAGCUGGAGAACAUUGAUAAGGAGAUUAAAGAGCUAGAGGAGUUUCGAGCCAAAAAUCAGCGUCUGCAAAAGCUGUGGGUCGGCCGGUUGCUUCUCUAUUCAUCUGUCCUUUACUUGUUGACCUCUCUGACCGUCUACUGUCUCUACCUUCCUGACGAAUGGUUACAGAGACUAGCCUUGGCCCUGCCUUUCUUUUUAUAUCCUGUACUUGUGUGGUUCAUCAGGAAGCUACUGAUUUUCCUCUUUUCCAAACGCACUGAAAGAAACAAUGAUAAACUUGAAGAUUUAAAAGCUGCCAAGAAAAAAAUACUGGAGGAAGUGAUGGAAACAGAGACAUACAAAAAUGCCAAAUUGAUUCUUGAACGUUUCGAUCCUGAAGCUAAGAAGAAAGCUGAACUGGAGUCGACACCAGCUCGCUCUCAGAUGACUCCCAGACCAGGUCAAGAGAUUCGCCAGAGGGGGGUAGCAAUGAGACCCAUGCCGAUGGGUACCCCAACUCUAAUGGGUACCCCAACUCCAAUGGUGAUGACCCCCCAACCAGGAGCGCGGCCCCUGCUGGGACCAGGGGGUACACCUGUGGAACGUGUUCCUCUCUCAGCUCCAGGAGGACCACCGGAGAAAUCUUCACCUUUGGCAUCUGUCCCCCAGGGAGCUGUACCAAGGACCCCCUGCUCCCCUAUACCAGGUGUAGGUAUGCAUCCCCCAGGCCCUCCAUUGGCUAGACCCAUUCUGCCCAAAGACAGGGGAGCAAUGGACAGGGUCAUUGAAUACCUGGUAGGAGAUGGACCACAGAACAGAUAUGCAUUGAUCUGCCAGCAGUGUUUUUCUCAUAACGGCAUGGCUCUGAAAGAAGAGUUUGAAUAUUUAGCAUUUCGUUGUGCCUAUUGCUACUUUCUGAACCCGGCCAGGAAGACUCGACCUCAGGCUCCGAGACUUCCAGAGUUUAGCUAUGAGAGGAGACUCAGAGCAGAUUCACAUUCCCCUGGACCAUCGCAACGUUCUGGAACAGAAACAGAGGAGAGUGCACCACCCUCUGGAGCCAAACCUCCGGCUCCACGGAAUUUGGUCCACAGUUUCAGGAUCCAGCAGAAACCAAAGAAUCCUCAGAGCCGACCCCUGCAGAGUCCAGAUGAAAAAGAGAUGGGAGAAGAUGAAGCACCUACCGAAGAAAUGGAGAGGGAGAGCCAAUCAGAGGAGAAGCAACAGCAAGAGGAGGAGCAGGCAGAGGAAGAGCUGGUUCAGGAAGAGGAGGCAGAGGAGGAAUCAGAGCAGAGUCAAAACAACCCCUGUGAGACAGAAUCUCAGCCAUUGUAGUUAAACGGAGGACCAGCGACGUGAAGAUGUUGUUGGCCGCAGCGGAUUGGUACCAUUUAAAGGCAAUGUUGACGGACAAGUAUUAUCAAUAGUUGUCUAGAAGUAUUGCCUAAAAUAAUGCCAACAUGACAUGCUGUUAACAGCUUGAUUGUUUGACUGGGAGUGUAUCGGAUAGAUGAUUGUAGUUUUAAUCUUAAGGCUGUUUUUUUUUAAUGCUGUUGAUAAUGAUCCAUAGCUGGCAGCACAUAAACUGACAUAGUUUAAUAUUCUUUGAUUUACUCUGUAAGGUACUUUUAGGUUUAAAGUAGUUGGAUGCUGUAUAAUUAAUGUAAAAUUUUGUUUUAGACUGAAAAGCUGGUUCACACAUGAUCUGGCCUUGACAGCAGAAACAUCUGCAGUUCUAAAUGUGGGGUGGGGGCAGUACUGUUUGAAAUUAUAGUUGAGCUGAUGUUAAAAAAAUAACUAAACCUGAUAUGCAUGAUGCUCAAAGUGCUUUUUAAGGCAAACCCAUUGUGAAUAGGAACAUAAGCAGUUGUGUUUACAGUUUAUGCAUACAACUACACUCUUAGUUGUCGGCGUACUGCAGCAGCUUUUUCAUCUUUUCUCAUAACUUAUAACCCCUCUCAAGCAAGAUUUUAGCCUAAUUUUGAAGCAUCUACUAUCUAGGAUAGCUUUGGUAUACUCAUGUUUUUAUAUUAUACCGGUGCAUAUUUUAUCCUGCAAAAUUUUUAAGAUAUUUUCAUAAUUUCUGUGCAGCUUAUCCUGUACCUGCUAUAUGGGAUAUGAGCAGUUAUCCAGAAAACUGCAGGUCGUUCUCUUCUUUUCCUGUGAAGGGAGGUCUGCUCAGAGCAGAAGUUCGCAGAGGAAAAAUCAGUAUGACAGGAACCAUCUUCCUAAAGUCUUUUCAUUGAAAGAAAGAAAAUUAGAUGCACUAACUUUUAAAAAGGUGAAAGCAAGUUUCACUUCACUAAUACUAAAUUUAAUACAGCAGUUACAAAGAAUGCCAUUGCAAGUUAGAUACAGUUUAUGUCAGUUAAUUUUUGAAGUGGGGUGAUUUCUUUGUACUUGUCAUUUUCUUUUGUUUUAUGGCAGCCUGCAGCACUGUCUGCAAUGCACACUGCCACCUGUUGUACUGAAGGAACUUGGGAGAUAUUGAUGCCCAAUCUGCUGUCAUAAGUCAGAAAGUUGGAAAAGGCCUCAGAUCAGCAAUCAGUGGAACAACUGAAAAACUUGUUUUUCAAGCACAGGGUAUGUUUCAGGGUAACCUUUUCUAAAUAGUAUACAGUCCCCCUCAUUCUGUGGCCUGGAUUAUUAUUACAGAAAACAGAGCUUAGCAAAGGAAAAUAUAUUCAUCAAAUUGCUAGAAACAGAAACACUUUGCUGUAAUCUGAGCAGGAUUUUUGGUAUUUGUAUUUGUCUGGGAACCAAAUACAGAUCUUCCAGGUCUGGGAGUUUUGUCAUAUUCACUGGAAGAAAAGUAAAGUUAUAAAUUUAGAUUAAGUUGUUUUUCUUAAAAAUCUGUAUAAAGGAGUUGGUCAAAUUUAGUAAUUUCUUCUGAGGAUAAAAUGUAUGUUGGCGAGCUGUGGUUGCAGUAGGAUUAAAAGGCUGUAGGAGAUGGCACACUGGGGGUAAAACUGCCACUUUACAUCUGACUGAUUCUUGCCCGUCAUUGUCCUCAUGAUGACAAUUUGCCAAAUGCUAUUUUUGUAUUUCAUAUUUGCAAUUGCACUGUUAUUUAUUUAUUUAUUUAUUUGGCAGUAUUGUCUUUUGGUUUCUAUUUUAGUUAUUGCUGCACUGAUUUUAAACAUUUGAGUAACCUGUAAUUGCCAACGUGUUCUAUACUUUUAAAAAGUGAUGACUUAAUUUGGGUUUCCAUAGAUUUGAUGUUGCUUCAGAUUAUAUAUUGUUUGAGGUAUUUUCGGUUUUCUUCUGUUUGCUUUCUCUUAUUUUAACUGCUCUUUGUAAGUGUGUGGGGCCAAUAUAAUGUGUGCCUUGGUAACUGCUGGUUGGCUAAGUCAACUUUUGGAUUUUCAUAAUCUUGUGGUGUUUAAGAUUAGUUGUCAGCUACCAUAACAUGAAUUAAAGCAAUGUUGUGUUUGAAGGUUUUGGCUGAGCAAUGCCAGAAUCAAACUUGUUCUUGAACAAACCUUUAUGUUGGGGAGACUCCUCUACAUGAACUGAGAGUCUCCUGUCUUGAUUUUUGCCACCUUAACUCCUUCAUCUGAGUUUAGGUUCCUAAAAUGUUCCAGCAUGCUGCCCACACCUGCUUACUGAUGUGUGGCUACCUGAAUGCUGCUAGGAUUGACAGUGUUUUUUUUUUUUCUGCCAUAAUAAAUUCAAAAUGAUAAGAUGUGGAUUUAAUAUUUUAAUAACAUCUCUGUAAAUUGUCACAUGAACAUGUGUAAUACUACUUGUUCACCUUGUGUUUGUAGGUCUAUUUUUCUUUGCUAGAUUUAAUAAUUGCAUUUUUGCCAAUGCUGUUUGUCAUUAUCGGUGUGCAUGGCACAGCUAAUAAAGUUUUUUAGUAACACA
This is a messenger RNA of Melanotaenia boesemani (Boeseman's rainbowfish), 4053 nucleotides long. It is a transcript of the gene lnpkb, whose product is annotated as lunapark, ER junction formation factor. Lineage: Eukaryota; Metazoa; Chordata; Actinopteri; Atheriniformes; Melanotaeniidae. The record is from RefSeq and is a predicted model, not a curated record. The transcript is spliced from 16 exons. Gene Ontology annotation, biological process: endoplasmic reticulum tubular network organization. Bases 160 to 1521 code for a protein of 453 amino acids. Gene Ontology annotation, cellular component: endoplasmic reticulum tubular network.